This is a messenger RNA of Eucalyptus grandis, 702 nucleotides long. RefSeq lists its product as uncharacterized. NCBI's taxonomy places the organism in Eukaryota, Viridiplantae, Streptophyta, Magnoliopsida, Myrtales, Myrtaceae. The record is from RefSeq and is a predicted model, not a curated record. The coding region runs from base 1 to 702 and encodes 233 amino acids. The transcript has a single exon.
AUGGAGAAGGGGAAGCCAUCGAAACUGAAAGGCAUGUUGCUCAAGUUCCUGCCGAAAUCGCCGACUGCAGUUACAUUCCAGAGUCCGCCGAUCAGUCCCAGAAAGGCCACUCCGGGGAAAGCGCUCUUGAUUCCAGCUGCGUCGAUAAUCCCAAAGGAUGCUAGAAGAAGAAUGAAGAAUGGAAGCUUUGAUGCCCGAGAACCUGGCUCACCAAUGGUCUCGUGCAUAGGACAAGUGAAGAACAAGAAGAAAAAGACGAAGCUAAGGCUCAACAGGCAGGACUUGCCUCCAAUGGGAGAAACCAGAUUGGAAGAGAAACGUCCCAAAGAGGUAAAGAAAAAUAGUCAUUCAUCUUCAAAAUUUCAGCUCUUCAAGACAGCAAAACGCGGGCAAAAAUCUGAUAUUGCUGACAAGAGUAAGCCUUUGGGUCUGGAGAAAGUGCCCUCCCUGGCUGAUGUGAAGAAAUUUGCAAGUGGACGCGGUGUACUGACCAACUUCGACUGGAGGGAUCACGGUGCAGCAGUGGUUCCAGAUUGUUCGGAUGAUGAAGAAAUAGAUGGGGUGAAGAAGAAGAUCAUACCCCAUUCUGCACCCAUUGUGCUUGGCAGAAAUGAAAUUGUACUAGAGCCCAAGAAAGAGAUAAACUUGUGGAAGAGAAGAACCACGGCUCCUCCACCACCGCUUCAGCUGAAAAUCUGUUAG